Dioscorea cayenensis subsp. rotundata (Guinea yam) is the source of this 540-nucleotide messenger RNA. Its product is annotated as THO complex subunit 6-like. Lineage: Eukaryota; Viridiplantae; Streptophyta; Magnoliopsida; Dioscoreales; Dioscoreaceae. The record is from RefSeq and is a predicted model, not a curated record. Gene Ontology annotation, biological process: mRNA export from nucleus. The transcript has 3 exons. The coding region runs from base 110 to 367 and encodes 85 amino acids. Gene Ontology annotation, cellular component: THO complex; transcription export complex.
UGAAAAGAGAAUGAAAGCAUGACUUUCUUAAUUCAGGCUUGCGGCACUGGAAGGGACCUGUCAGUUUGGAGUCUUCUCUCUUGUGAGUGUAUUUUUAAUAUUGAGAGCCAUGCCCCAGUGCAAGAUGUAUCAUUUGAUGCAUAUCCUCGCAGUUGGUUCUGAACCAAUUCUGAGAUGGUACAGCAUAAAUGGGAAGGCUCUAUCAAAAAUUCAAUGCGCUCCGCAGUCAGCAUUUUCCGUUUCCUUUCACUCCUCCGGGAUUACAGCAGUCGGUGGCUGCGGAGGCUUAGUAGAUGUCGUGUUGGAAUUCGGGAGCCAUCUGUGUGUGUUUUGCUGCCGUGGUUUAGAUAAAGAUAUAUUUACUUAAUUGAAACUUUGCUUGUUACUGGACUUAUGGGUUGCCCUUCAUUCUCAUUGAUGAUCUACAUGAUCAGGCGGAGUUGGGGCUUUGUUCAUGAAUCUCAUGUUGUUUGUUGUUCCUGAUGAUGUUGUUAACCUCUUUUAUGAAUCAAUCAGUCAAUGAAUCAAUUAUAUUAUUAA